This is a messenger RNA of Pipra filicauda (Wire-tailed manakin), 1353 nucleotides long. It is a transcript of the gene CUNH5orf63, whose product is annotated as chromosome unknown C5orf63 homolog. Lineage: Eukaryota; Metazoa; Chordata; Aves; Passeriformes; Pipridae. Bases 613 to 1092 code for a protein of 159 amino acids. The transcript has 5 exons. The record is from RefSeq and is a predicted model, not a curated record.
UAUAUGCAUUAUACUAUUCCUACUAUUGUCUUUGAAACUCUAUUAUAACUUUACGUUAUGAUAGCAGUUUGUUCUUUAUGCAAGUUCUGUCUAGUCUUCAGAAAAGGCCAUUACAGCAACCUACUGGAUGUUAUUAACUUGUUUGAAACUGGGAGUAUGUCCUUGAACCAGAGUCUGUGAUGGAUACCACUAGAGGGAUCACUGAACAAAAUGUGCUGCACCUUGGAAUGGAAUGACAUGUUUAUCCUUUCUGGGGUGGAAUGCAAUGUGCUUGUGGCAUUUACCCCAGGCUACUGUACUUUGGAGGAAAGAAUGCAUGGAAACAUGCACUGCCGGCUAUAUAACACCACUUCACAGGAACAAGUGGUAUUACUGAUGAUUUUGAAUUUUGAGUUGAUGUAAGAACCUGAUUCUCCCUGAGAGACCUUUAGAGUUAUAGGCAUGUGCAAAAAGAUCUUUUUGUAUUUUGCAGGCCUCCUCUGAAAGAUUACUGGGGUAAAAGCCUUGUGAGGAUCUCCAGAGCUGCAGGAUUUGGUGUCUCCAUCCACAUGUGCUUCUCGGUCUGUUGUUGUAGCACCUUAUUUUCUUGUUCAGCAUUUUCUUGUUUCGCUGAUGAGGAUUUAUUGGUUCAUGGAAAUUCUGUUAACAGGAAAUGAGUCCAAUUUGGCUUUGCAAAGUAGAGCAUGGGCCAAGUCCAGACUCCAUCAUUUAUUAAAUCAUUCUGUAUCAUUGUGGUAUAGGGGAAGGAUGAUGGUGCUUUGUUUUCUGAGCAGAACACUGCAGCUAGCAAGACAUUCAUCCAGUCCACUGGGGAGACAACUCUGCUCAACCAGUGCAAAGAAGCCUGUGCUGACUUUAUUCACCAAGAAACCAUGCCCUCUAUGUGAUGAAGCAAAAGAAGUUCUUGAGCCAUAUAAGAGAAGGUUUAUUUUGCAGGAGGUAGAUAUUACACUUCCAGAGAACUCAGGAUGGAAUGACAAAUACAAAUAUGACAUACCUGUUUUUCAUUUAAAUGGGAAGUUCCUAAUGAAGCAUCGAGUGGACAUUAAAAAGUUUGAGGAUCAACUUAAGAAACUGGAGUUGCAAAAAUGAUGAAAACCAGUGAAGAAAAUGCAGCUGCUUUGGUAUGGAUCUGAAAGGCCUGUGCAAAACGUACUGUGCACUGUGUGGAAAACCAAUAUGCAUUAUCUGGCCUUGUGUUUUCUGGAACAUAACAGUGUCAGUGUGCAAAAAACUUGAGUGACUUGUGUUCUAUUUUGUAUUAAUCACCCAGUCCAGCUGCACUGGUAGCUCAUUUGCUGCUCUCCUGGGCAGGCUUUGCACUGACAGAAUAAAUGCUGCUCCAUAACAACA